Molecule: messenger RNA, 1143 nt
Organism: Phragmites australis (common reed)
Lineage: Eukaryota; Viridiplantae; Streptophyta; Magnoliopsida; Poales; Poaceae
Product: ubiquitin carboxyl-terminal hydrolase 1-like
Biological process (GO): protein deubiquitination
Molecular function (GO): cysteine-type deubiquitinase activity
Source: RefSeq, a predicted model, not a curated record
AUGGAAACACAUGGUAAUGUGAUCAAAGGGCUGCCAAAUCUUGGAAACACGUGCUUCUUCAAUGUGGCAUUGCAGAACCUCCUCGCGCUUGAUACGUUGCGCAGCAAGAUGUUAGGACCAAAUGUUUGGACAAGGCCCCUUGCUAUACCUUUGAAGAAGCUCUUUGUGGAGAUGAGUGCUUCAAAUGAUACAGGAGGUGCACUUAGCCCACAUAACCUCUUCUCAUAUAUUUGCUCAAGAUUUCCACAAUUCAAGGGCAGCCAUAUGCAGGAUAGCCAUGAAUUACUCAGUCUUUUUCUUGAUGGUUUUCACACGGAGGAAACUGAAGCACGAAAGCUAGCGGCGGAUGCUUCCAAUGCAGGAGUUCCUACAAUUGUCGAAUCCAUCUUUGGGGGCGAGUUGUCUAGUACUGUGUCCAGUCUAGAAUGCCCACACAGUUCCAUUAAAUAUGACCAAUUCCUUGAUCUCUCACUACCACCUCCAUCAAGGAAGAGCAAUAGUGCUGAUCAUGAGGUGGAUAAUACACAACCUAAAUAUGUAAUGGCUUUGAGUAGCAAUAGUGCCGAUGAUGAGGUCGAUAAUAGUAAUGCUGUUGUAUCAGUUGGGCUGCUUGGUUCGUAUACUAAGGAAGAUCCGCACAUUUCUUCUAGUGAGAGUAAGAAAUUGGAAGGGCAUGUGCGCUUUGAGGAGAUGCUUGAUAUAGGACCAUUCAUGGACUCAAGAUCUGAGGAGAAUGACAACACCACUUAUCGUCUAGUUGGCGUUGUCCAGCACAAAGGAACCCCGAUAGAAGGUCAUUAUAUUGCAUACGUGAGAGCUGGUAAGAUCGGGGGUCAGCAGCAGCAGAGCAGUGGCUCUAAGUCUUAGUUUUAUGCAAGUGAUUUGGAAGUCAGAGAAGCGUCUCUGGAAGAAGUUCUUAGCUGCGAGGCUUACUUACUUUUUUUACGAAAGGGAAUGAAUGUCCACGGCCAUAAGGGACAGCCCAUUAAGACACCUUUGCCUGAUAAGUGCGCCAUGAUCCAAGAGCUCCUUGACUAUGUGCUUAGCAAGCAUAGAGCUGGGUUCUCAUGGAAAGGCUUCGAUCCGUGUGGGAUUGCUAUAAAAACUGUAACAGUUCAUUUUGACCAAGCAAUAGAAUGGUGA